AUGGGUAAAAAAAGAGUUUUAGUUUCAUACGGUGUUGACAUUGAUGCUGUUGCAGGUUGGUUAGGUUCUUAUGGUGGCCAAGAUUCUGCUAAUGAUAUUUCAAGGGGUCUUUGGGCAGGUGAAGUUGGUGUAAGAAGAUUACUCAAAUUGUUUGACAAGUACAAUAUCAAGGCAACAUGGUUUAUUCCUGGCCAUUCAUUGGAAACCUUCCCAGAAGCUUGCGCUGAAGUCAGAGAUUCAGGUCAUGAAAUUGGUUUACAUGGUUAUUCACAUGAAAACCCAGUUGAUAUGACACUUGAACAGCAAAAAGACGUUCUUGAUAAGACAUUCAGGUUACUAACUGAAUUUGCUGGUAAACCUCCAAAAGGUAGUGUUGCACCAUGGUGGGAAACUAGUGAAACUGGUGUUGAAAUGUUGUUAGAUUAUGGUAUUGAAUAUGAUCAUUCCAUGAGUCAUCAUGAUUGUUUACCUUACUGGUUGAGGGUCGGUGAUACUUGGACUAAUGUUGAUUAUACCAAGAAGGCAGAUGAGUGGAUGAAACCACUAGUCAGAGGUCAAGAGAUUGGAUUAGUUGAAAUUGCUGCUAAUUGGCAUUUAGAUGAUCUUCCACCAUUCAUGUUUAUCAAGAACAAUCCAGAUGGUCAUGGCUGGACCAAUCCAAGAGAUUUGGAAGAUAUAUGGAGAGAUCACUUUGACUAUUUCUAUCGAGAAUAUGAUGAGUUCAUUUUCCCAAUGACUAUACACCCUGAUGCUAGUGGCCGUGCGCAUGUGAUUUUGAUGCAUGAAAGAUUGAUUGAAUAUAUCAAUUCCCAUGAAGGUGUUGAAUGGGUUACCAUGGGUGAAAUCUCUGAUGACUUCAAAUCCAAGACACCGUUCCCAGAAGGAGCACGCUUACCAACUCCUGAAGCCGAAGUUUUGAAAAGAUUAGGUAUUGAUUUAGCUAAAAAGUAA
Hansenula anomala is the source of this 951-nucleotide messenger RNA. RefSeq names its product polysaccharide deacetylase family protein. Gene Ontology annotation, molecular function: hydrolase activity, acting on carbon-nitrogen (but not peptide) bonds. The transcript is spliced from 3 exons. Gene Ontology annotation, biological process: carbohydrate metabolic process. The record is from RefSeq and is a predicted model, not a curated record. NCBI's taxonomy places the organism in Eukaryota, Fungi, Ascomycota, Saccharomycetes, Phaffomycetales, Wickerhamomycetaceae. Bases 1 to 951 code for a protein of 316 amino acids.